AUGGCUUCUAGAAGAAUAAUUAAGCUCGUGGUUUUUGAGCUUCUGGAGUUUGCAGCUUUCUCCAUCCCCACACUUGUGAUUGUGGAACAGUUUGCUACUGCCUAUCAAAGGACAAGGACGAUACAUGAGAAAACAAAUUACUGGCUGAUUGUUUCCUGUUCUAUUGCCUAUGUGGCUUUAGUGACUCUAUUGAUUUGGCUUCCCGUUAAAGUUCUCUUAUACAGAAAACGUCAUUUUUACAAAAAAAUUAUAGGAUGGAGACCUGUUAUGAUGAUGUGUGUUGUACUCACCACGCUUCCUAGCUUCAGCUUUUCCAUAGCAGUGACUGAGGUUCAAAAGAAUAUUAAUGGUUCCGCUGAUGUAUUACCUGAUACUUUACCUGACCUGCCAGUAUCUCUGGUUCUGUUAUGCUUGAUCGUGGUUGAUAUUAUUGAAAAACUCAGGAUAUAUCCUCUUAGAGGGAGUCAAAAGAGUAAUGAAGAUGGGCACAUCCACAUGACCUCUAUGCAACAGAUAAAAACCGUAACGGAGCAAGUGAAGCAAAGUGACGAAAACCCUGCAGGUCCCCAGGCAGCGGGGAGAACUGAGAUGUCCAGACCCCCAGGAGCCACACAGUUUCCUGUGCCGUUAGCACCCCAGGAGCCUUUCUUUACCUCGGGAAUCCUGAGAACAAUGUCCCAGCGAGAUGUCCGGGCAGAGAUAUUCCUGUGGAGUUUUCUGCUGUGGUCUGACACUAUAGAAAUGGUGCGUGUGGCCGGUCACCCUGCUGUGUACAAAUCCAGCUGGCUAUAUCCAGUCUACAUAUUCAGUUUUAUUUCUGUCCUUCGAGUGAUAUUCACCCCCCAAAACCCUCUUCUCAAUUCCCUGGGUGUCCUGCUGCAGGAUCUGCCCUUUAUCUUCGUGAGACUUGGUUUAAUCAUUGCUCUAGGGACUAUCACACCCGUUCUGGGCCUUUGUAAGAAUGUCCUAGUGACUAUCUCUUAUGUUUAUUUCAAUCACCUUACCAAACUCAGGACUUUCUCCACUUUUGAAACGUCUUUAUUUUAA
Molecule: messenger RNA, 1047 nt
Organism: Cynocephalus volans (Philippine flying lemur)
Lineage: Eukaryota; Metazoa; Chordata; Mammalia; Dermoptera; Cynocephalidae
Gene: TMEM236
Product: transmembrane protein 236
Exons: 4
Coding region: 1-1047 (348 amino acids)
Source: RefSeq, a predicted model, not a curated record